CCUCUCCGCUCACUGUCGAAGCGAACAGGAGAGUGAACGCGUUGCGGCAUCGUGUGGAUUCGAUUUGAUAUUAAACUAUAUAAAAGCACGUCAUUAGUUCCGUUUGUAGUCUCCUGGGACAUUUAUCGGUGCCAUGAAAGAAAGAAGACUCACGCAGCCUUUUGUGUCGAGGUGUAAACUGGUGCUGGUUGGUGAUGUCCAAUGCGGUAAAACAGCGAUGUUACAAGUCUUGGCCAAGGACUGCUACCCUGAGACUUAUGUCCCUACUGUGUUUGAGAACUAUACAGCCUGUCUAGAGAUUGAAGACCAGCGCGUUGAGCUCAGCCUCUGGGAUACAUCAGGUUCUCCGUACUAUGACAACGUCAGGCCCCUUUGCUACAGCGACUCCGAUGCAGUGCUCUUGUGCUUUGACAUCAGCCGACCAGACAUGGUGGACAGUGCACUGAAGAAGUGGAAAGCAGAGAUCCAGGAUUUCUGCCCCAGCACGCGGAUUUUACUAAUAGGCUGCAAGACCGACCUGCGCACGGAUGUAUGCACGCGCAUGGAGCUGUCCAACCAGAAGCAGACCCCCAUCUCCCACGAACAGGGUUUGUCACUGGCCAAGCAGCUUGGAGCAGAGACGUACCUGGAGUGCUCGGCCUUCACGUCAGAGAAGAGCAUACACAGUGUUUUUCGGACCACCGCUCUGGCCUGCAUGAACAAACUCCAGCCUCCCAAUAAGCCCAGUCCUGUCCGACGCCUCUCUAAGAGACUCCUCCAUCUGCCCAACAAGACGGACCUCCUCUCCUCUAGCUUGAGCAAGGACAAGUCCAAGAGCUGCUCCAUCAUGUGAAUGCUGCAGAAAACAUGCAAAACAAAAGAAAAGGGACAAGAGAACGGAUGCGUAUCUGGUUCAGCAGGUAGAGGGUGCACAGGGGACACAAGCUACAACGUGGAUUUAAUUAAAGUCUGUAAAGUCUCUCUGUCUCGCUCCUUUGCAGCAUCCACUAUAACUCUGUCAAUCAGACCAUCACACUCCCUUUAUUCAACAUUGACACUGAACUUUUGGUUCACGGCCUGUCACCAGCCCCAGUGCAGAGGCAGAGGGGGAAAGUGUUUAAUCUCAGAAAUAUUCCUAAUUAAUUUAAUUAUCUUGUACAAAGAGAGAAUAAAAAGCACUUUUAGGUGCGAACCUACAGUAUCAGACUUCUCUAUUACGUAUAAUAUGAUUUGUGGUGUAAAGCCUGCAUUUGAUAGCAUUUUGCUUUGAGACCCAUGAUCUCAUCAUGAAUGUCUCUUUUAAGGUCAAAACACAGAUUGAGUGGCAGAAUGAACUGAACACUCAAUGUAGGGACAUGUGUGCAUUUGCAAAGGAAAGUAGGAGGGUGACUUUGGUGCAAUGUGCCACAAAACGGACAAGAUUGGAAAUGCUGUACUAAAAACAAACACACAUCUUGGCACGUGAAGACUUGAAGGCGUGUUUUUGUCCAGUUUACCAUCAGUGUUGAUAUGUUAAUGUUGCGUCAUCUCUCUACAGCUGAAGCCACCUAAAGGAAAAGUUUUCAGUACAUGCUCCAACAGAACAGAACAGAGGUCUGAUGUGAGCUCACAAAGAUUUUUUUUCACUUUUAAUCUUGAUCACAACAGGAUGUCGGACUGUUUUCCCUUUCAUCUUAAUCUAACCAAAGUCUAACCCUACAGCCCAACCAGUGAUCCUCUGGGUUGUUUAACCAGUAGAUGGGUGUCACUGGUGUGAUGACUGGGUGUGUGGUCAGUUUGAAUCACAGUCUUGUGUGGUUAAAGACAUGUUUUCCUCCUUGUUUUUUGUUAAAAUAAUAUAAUGAAGUUAGUUUUUAACUUCCCUGUAAAAUUACUUCUUAACAUUUCCCACUUAAAAUAGUUCUUGCUGGAUGUUUUACUUGCUUGUGGCUGUCUUUGGUGUUUUUGUAGCUGUUUAUAUUGUUCUUCUGGCAUUAGUGGCUGUUGACUGCUCAGCUAAUGGAGGACUUGUUGAUUUGUGGGUUUGCACAGAGAAGCCCGGACCUCUGGAUGCAUAGAACACUACCAUUUAAUGUGUUGCCUAGCAACAGUGUGAGCAGGGCUCUUGCCUGGGAGGGAUGGAGAGGGUGUGUCACAUUUUAUCUGUAGCAUAAGACAAAUGCGACAAAGAAGGUGAUGGUUGGAGGUUUCAGGGGGCAGUGGAAUGGUUCCCCUGUGUUUUUAAAGACACAAACCUGGUAGCAGUCAUGAGGAUGUUGUGGGGAAAAACUCUUUAGUUCACUUCUCAUUCAUGCUACUCUGAACAAGCUUCAUUUAGUUCAGCACAUAUACAUAUCAAGGUUUUGGUGAAGCAAAAUGUUAACUUAAGUAUUUUUACACCACAAAGUAUAAUGAAUAUCUGUUUCACGCUACUCUGGCCGUAAGCAGUACAAGGUCACUGUAUGGAUAUAGUAUCAUUUAUCAAUCAUUUAAAAAUCUUCCAUGAUCUUUUGAGCUACUCAGUAGUGACAGAGUUGGCUGCACUGUAGGUCUGAUGAGGUCAGACUGAAAUAAAAAAGACCUCCUGCAGCAUGGUCCACUGACCCGAUCCCGUUUCUAUGAAUGCUUCCUGACACUGCUGCAGCCAGGACCUUCUAUUUUCUAUUUAUGACGUUUAAGUACUGUUUUUUUUGAGAAAUUAAAGUAAACGCUUUCAAAACUGUUCAAGACCUGCUGAUACCCUGCGUUUCUGUUCUUGGCAGAAAGAGUUGUUUUGUUGUGCAUUUCCUUCCUCCUUUAUGCUGUUUACAUGAUGUUGAAGCAAAACAAAGCAUUUGCUUGUCAAGCUGCCAGUAUGGCAUAAAUUAUUGACUGAGUUCUGUAUUUGUUACUGUCAUUUGUUAUUUUCAACUUUAAACCAUUGUUUGAAUAAAUACGUCUGAUGUUUACUUACUCAGAUUGAUUUGAA
Messenger RNA from Betta splendens (Siamese fighting fish), 2926 nucleotides. RefSeq names its product rho-related GTP-binding protein Rho6-like. Lineage: Eukaryota; Metazoa; Chordata; Actinopteri; Anabantiformes; Osphronemidae. Gene Ontology annotation, molecular function: GTP binding; GTPase activity. The transcript has 5 exons. Gene Ontology annotation, biological process: small GTPase-mediated signal transduction. The record is from RefSeq and is a predicted model, not a curated record. Bases 134 to 832 code for a protein of 232 amino acids.